Messenger RNA from Penicillium daleae, 354 nucleotides. RefSeq lists its product as uncharacterized. Bases 1 to 354 code for a protein of 117 amino acids. The record is from RefSeq and is a predicted model, not a curated record. The transcript is spliced from 2 exons. NCBI's taxonomy places the organism in Eukaryota, Fungi, Ascomycota, Eurotiomycetes, Eurotiales, Aspergillaceae. Gene Ontology annotation, molecular function: DNA binding; protein dimerization activity.
AUGGCGACAAAGACCAGCCGUGUGAAACAGGAACAGUUGCGCAAACGUCGUAACAACCUUCUUCGACGCCAUAACGACUUUUGGCGUCUUUACUCCAUCCGGAGCUGGCUAACUAUGGAGAUGCCGAAUGGCCGAAUCUACACUUAUCAUUCCCAUCCCGAUGUCCCCGUUCCGACAGUGAAAGAGAUAAAUACUCGCUCUCGACCUGCAGUUCACCGAACUCCCGCGGACUAUGUGCCGGAGAAGUCUACGAAGUUAACGAUUCCCAAGGCGCCGACUUCUUCCCUUCCGAAGCGUCAGAAUGCAGUCUGGGGUUCAUUUGCCCGAUACAUGCAAAAUAUCAGAGCACGAUAA